AUGAGCGGACGGCAGAGAACGCUUUUCCAGACUUGGGGCCCGAGCCUCGUGCGCGGCGCCGGCGCUGCGGGCUGCGGCCAGGCGCGCUCGCCCGCCACCGUGGCGGAGGCGCUGCAGGAGGAGGAGGACGAUGACGACGUGAUGCUGGUGGCGGCGUACGAGGCCGAACAGCAGCUGGAUCCCGAGGACGGCGGCUUCUGCGCGGCUGCGGGCGGCCUGUGGAUUUACCCCACCAAUUGCCCGGUGCGCGACUACCAGCUGCACAUCUCCCGGACCGCGCUCUUCUGCAACACCCUGGUGUGCCUGCCCACCGGGCUGGGGAAGACCUUCAUUGCUGCGGUGGUCAUGUAUAAUUUCUACCGCUGGUUCCCUUCCGGCAAGGUAGUUUUCAUGGCACCCACGAAACCCCUGGUGACACAGCAGAUGGAGGCCUGUUUCCACGUGAUGGGUAUCCCGCAGUCUCAUAUGGCUGAAAUGACAGGUUCAACCCAAGCUGUCAACAGGAAGGAGGUGUGGUGCAGCAAGAGGGUCCUUUUCCUUACACCUCAGGUCAUGGUGAACGACCUGACUAGAGGAGCUUGUCCUGCUGCCCAUGUAAAGUGUCUCGUGGUUGAUGAGGCUCAUAAGGCUCUUGGAAACUACGCUUACUGCCAGGUUGUAAGGGAACUGGUCAAAUACACAACUCAUUUCCGAAUCUUGGCUCUUAGUGCCACACCAGGUAGUGAUAUCAAGGCCGUGCAACAGGUGAUUACCAACCUCCUGAUCGGGAAGGUGGAACUUCGUUCUGAAGACUCUCCGGAUAUUUUGCCUUACUCUCAUGAAAGGCGAGUAGAGAAGCUCGUUGUUCCCCUAGGGGAAGAACUUGGAGCCAUCCAAAAGACAUACAUCCGGAUUUUGGAAACAUUUGCCAGUUGUUUGAUUCAGAGAAAUGUUUUGAUGAAAAGAGAUAUCCCCAAUCUAACAAAAUACCAGAUAAUUCUCGCAAGAGAUCAAUUUAGGAAGAACCCAUCCCCAAAUAUUGUGGGAAUUCAAGGUGUAAUUGAGGGAGAGUUUGCCACCUGUAUCAGUUUGUAUCAUGGGUAUGAGUUACUGCAGCAAAUGGGAAUGCGAUCCUUAUAUUUCUUCCUUUCUGGAAUCAUGGAUGGGACCAAAGGAAUGACAUGGGCAAAAAAUGAGCUCAGCCGCAACGAGGACUUCAUGCAGCUCUACAGUCGCCUGGAGAGUAUGUUUGCCCACAUGCAAGAUCCUGCAGCCAGCAAUGCUCUGGCCUUCCAGAAAGGAAAUAAAGAGAAAACAUUUUUCUAUAGUCAUCCGAAGUUAAAGAAACUGGAAGAAAUUAUAAUUGAACACUUCAGGUCAUGGAAUGCUAAAAACACCGCUGAAACAAAGUGCCCCGAGACCAGAGUUAUGAUCUUCUCCUCGUUCCGAGACAGUGUGGAGGAAAUUGCGGAAAUGCUUUCCCGGCACCAGCCGCUCAUCAGAGUGAUGACAUUUGUCGGCCACGCCUCAGGGAAAAACACGAAAGGCUUUACCCAGAAGGAGCAACUACAGGUGGUGAGACGGUUCCGUGACGGCGGGUAUAACACGCUGGUUUCCACCUGUGUUGGGGAAGAAGGCUUGGAUAUAGGGGAAGUCGAUCUUAUCAUAUGCUUUGAUGCCCAGAAGAGCCCAAUCCGUCUCAUACAGCGCAUGGGCAGAACUGGCCGCAAGCGGCAAGGAAGGAUCGUUGUUAUCCUCGCGGAGGGCCGGGAAGAGCGCACAUAUAAUCAGAGCCAGUCCAACAAAAGAAGCAUUUAUAAAGCCAUUUCAGGUGACAGACAAGUGCUUCAUUUUUACCAAGGAAGUCCACGAAUGGUUCCUGAGAAUGUCAAUCCCGAGCUGCACAAGAUGUUCAUCACACAUGGUGCCUUUGAGCCCGAGAAGGCUCGGGACGUGCGGCGGAAGCCCUCCUCCUCGAGGACUGGAGUGAAAGCUAUUAAUAAAGACGGGUUCUUAUCAGAAGAGGAAUUUAACCUCUGGAAGAGACUCUACAGGUUGGGCGAUGGUGACCAGGUGAAAGGAGUGGAGUUGCCUGAGUCUCACUUCCCAUCUUUACAGGAGGACACCAUGCCUAAAGAACCAACUGCUGGAAUUCGUCAACUCUCACUCUCAGAAUGGAGGCUGUGGCAAGACCAUCCGCUUCCUACACAUCAAGUUGACCAUUCAGAUCGUUGCCACCAUUUUAUAAGCGUCAUGCAGAUGAUAGAAGAAAUGAGACAAGAAGAGGAUGAAUGUAGCUAUGAGCGGAAAAUUAAGCCUUUUCUACGAAUGGAAGAUGUCAGACCAACAUGUAAUACACCGAGGAAUGCAUAUAAGAAUCUAGCCAGUGUCACCACAAUUACUCACAAGCCAUCAGUUAGACCAAGUGCAGGUGAAGGCUGCUCCUCCUCCUCUUCGGUGAUCGUGUCUGAUGACGAGACUUCUCCCAAGUGUACGGAGACUGCUCUCAGGGAAAAAGCUUCUGGAGCAAUGGGGAAAGACCUGGCUAGGGAAGAAAGCAAUGAGGCUGCGGCUUCUCCCAACAUCUGCGGACAUUCUGCAGAAGCUGUUUCCCGGAUAGACCCACUGAAUGGGGAAAGCGUGGCAGGUGCAGGUGGCAUCACCGCCGUGGGUACUGUUAGUGAUGAUGAUAGCCACCCUGGAGCAUCACUAACGGAGUGUCGGGCUGCCGAUAAGUCCCGCUCAUUUGCCAGGUAUUCCUUAGAUUCUGGUUAUAGUAGUUUCAGUGAUGAGAAGUCUGUUUCGUCAAAUUUGUUCCUUCCACUGGAAGAAGAGCUGUGCCCAGAUAUGGCAGCUGAUCAGUUUUAUAAUUGUCACCCGGGGACAGAAGAGGUACGAGCUAAUGUGGAGCGAUUUCUCUCCUGUUCUCCGCCUUCUCUCAGUGGACUCUCAGCCGUGGAGCGUGAAGUCACUCAGGAUUUUGAACCUGACCAUACGCCCUGCUCACCCAACUCAGAGCGUGAACACAGUCAUAAACCUGCUUCUCUGACGUCACACUCGGCUGUGAAUUCUCAACAAAACUUUGAAAAAUAUUCAGUUAAACAUGUUAGCCAUCCUCCUGAAAAUUAUUGUGUCUUUGGCAAAACUGAUAAUAAGAUUUCUGAUCAGCCCUCCUGUGGCUCUGACAAUAGAGCCUAUAAUAUUAAAGAUAAAAACUUAGUAUCUAGCAGUUAUGCAAAUCUUGCAAAGAAUUUGGUUGACGAAAAUAGCCAUGAAGAUGAUAGUGACCCCCCAGUAUUCGCCAAUGAGGGUGAGAGCUUGCUAUUAUUUGAAGAUAGUAUUGGAGAAUUGGAUGGUGCGGGCCUUUCUCCCUGUAAGAGUAAUAGUCGGCUCCCAAGUGUGUCCGAUGAAACUCUUAUAAGUGAGAUGCCUCCAAUCUCUCGCUUCUUAAUUUCGGAUGAGCUUUUGUUAGAUGAUGAUUCUGAGCCCGAAGACCCGAUCACGUGUGAUACCAAGAGCUGGAAAUGUCAUGAAGGUUUGAAAGACGAACAUAAAGGACCGAAGAGUGAGGGGCAGACUUUCGAUUGCUCUGCAGAUUUAUUUUCCAUUACCUUCAAUUUAGGAUUUUGUAGUUCAGGUUCUGAUGAUGAAAUCCCAGGCCAUGUAUCCGGUAGGAGUAGCACGCCCGAAGUAGCUGGUCUCCCGGGAAGGCAUUCUGAUAAGGAAAUCAGCGGUGCCAGUGACACUGCAGAUCCGCCAGGUGGAGCCAUAUCACCAAUCCGGGCAGGAAACCUGCAGUGCCCACGCUCUCCUGCGAAUCAGGAACCCGCCUCUCCCUGCUUUCCCCCAUGCUUGCCAGUGAAGGAGAGAGUUAUGAGUACGCCACUUUCUAAAGCAAACGUGUGGAGCCUGUGUUCUAAGACAGGAGCAGGGAAGACACCAGGUUCUACCGAGGAGAAAGCUGAUGUACAGAGGUCCAAAGUGACAUUGAAUCCAAGAGUUGACGAUCUAGGAGAAGAGCUCAAAAGCAGUGAUCACCUCUUUCGGCUUCGGUCCCCUCAGCGUACUGAAGUUGAACACUUAACUAGUGAAAGUGAAGAUGAUGUUUUCCUGAGAAAGACUAAAAAACCCAAAGCAAAUGUCCUGAAGUCCCCUGAGGUGAGUCAUUCGUGUCUCACAGUGAUGGAAUCAAGUGAAGGCCAUGCUCUCCCCUUUCAGACUCCGUGUCACAUUUUAAUUAGACUGCUUAUCUGUUUUAUCCAGGAUUGGAAAAACAGUGACGUCGAUUCGCCUGUUCAUGCUGUGAAAAAGUCCAGGGUUCUUAGGUCAGAAUUGUCAUCUAGUGACGAGAGUGAGCAUUCUCUCAUGCCGUGUUCACAAUUGGAAGACUUCAAGGAUCAUGAGAGGAACGCCAGGAAAGGCUCCAAAGUACGAAAGAAAAGGAAUCAUGUAAAGAAUAUAGCUCGGAUGUUUCUAGAUGACGAGGCGGAGGUUUCGGAAGAGGAUGCAGGGAGUGUGUCACCAGAUGAAGAUGAGUUGGAAAAUGAGCAGGAUUCGUCCCUUCUCGACUUUGUGAAUGACCAGACCCAGCUUUCACAGGCUAUAAACGAUUCUGACAUGAGAGCUAUUUACAUGAGAUCCGUGCGGAGUCCACUGACGAGCACAAAGUACAGAAUGGACCGUGAGAAGCAUAACAACAUGAACAUUUUCUCUCAGAUUCCUGAGCAAGAUGAAAGCUAUUUAGAGGACAGUUUUUGUGUUGAUGAAGAGGAGUCUUGCAAAAGCCAAUCAUGUGACGAAGAAGUCUGUGUUGAUUUUAACUUAAGUAAAGAUUCUUUUACUGAGGGGAACGUAAGAUAUAAAACCCGGUAUGCAGUAAAGCUGAAACAAAUGAGCAUGAAACAAAACUGUCCACGGCCAAAAAAGAAGCUGUCUCGUAUCAUUUUACCAGACGAUGACUCGGAGGAGGAGGUUAGCACCGUGAGUGACAGAGAAGACCCCAGUGCCCAUGGUGGCACUGCAGACAAGCACACGCGGCAGGGCCAGCGGGGCCAGCAGGGUGAUUCCGGGCCUCCUGGGUCUUCAGCACAGCUCCAGGUACUUUCUAAUCCACCAGCUCAUCAGAAUCCCAUGCAGAGGCAUCAGGUGGUUCAGAGUCGAACGGCUGCCAUCCCUGAAGUUGCGAACCUCGAGGCUCGGAGCCAUCACACAAUCCCGUCUACUUCGUCUCCAUGUGCGAGAGCUGAGUCAUGGAAGGAGUGUGGGAAACGUCCAGCAGAGUUGAAGUGCUUUCCCUUCCAGGUUGAUGACCCGGAGGAAGGCAAGACUUCAGCAGCACCCCGUUCUAAUUCACCCCUACAUGUGGCUGAGGUCCAUCCGGCCCCGAGCCUUCCACACGAAGGAAAUAGAGCUUGCAUCCUUGUAGACAGUCGUGAAAUCACUUCUGGUUUAGAAGUAAUUUCUUCGCUAAGAACCGUUCAUGGGUUACAAGUAGAGGUUUGUCCUCUUAAUGGCUGUGAUUACAUCGUCAGCAACCGCAUGGCGGUAGAAAGGAAGUCUCAGGCCGAGAUGUUGAAUAACAGCAGUAAGAACAAGUUCAUCGAGCAGAUGCAGCGCCUGCAGGGCAUGUUCCAAAGAAUAUGUGUGAUUGUGGAAAAAGACAGAGAAAAAGCAGGAGACAUAUCACGAAUGUUUAGAAGAACGAAGUGUUACGACAGUCUGCUAACCGCCUUAGUUGGGGCUGGAAUCCGAAUCCUUUUCAGCUCUGGACAAGAAGAAACUGCAGAUUUACUAAAGGAGCUGUCAUUGGUGGAGCAAAGAAAGAAUGUUGGUAUUCAUGUUCCAGCAGUGCUGAAUCCUGGUAAAUGUGAGGCCCUGCAGUUCUAUCUGAGCAUUCCCGGUAUAAGUUAUAUAACUGCCUUAAAUAUGUGUCACCGGAUGUCAUCUGUGAAAAAGAUGGCUAACAGCUCACCUGAAGAAAUCUCCGCAUGCGCUCAAGUAACUCACCAAAAGGCUGAGGAGAUCUACAGAUAUAUUCGCUGUACAUUUGACAUGCAAAUGUUACCAAAUGAUCUCAUCCAGGAUAGACUGAAACCUGACGCAUGCACAACACUCCAAGUGUGAUUAUGAAUGAACUCUCCAGUACUAAACAUUCUUUAAUAAUCAUUGUAGUUCGUGAUUACCAGUUUAAAAUAUGUAAAUAUUUCAUCUUUAUAUAUUGUAUACUGUUAUUUAUAGACUAUAAUUUAUUUUUAAAAGGAAACGUUUGAUAUUUCAUAAUCAUUUUGAUGAAACUGUGAAACAACUUUUUAUUGAAUAAAUCAAGGCUGAUGAAAAGCUGUUCAGCCUGGUUUAAGCAUCUAAGGCAAGCCAAGGGGCUGGGAGAUGACCAGCUCCCUAAGUGCUUGCUGCACAGACCUGAGGACCUGAGUUCAUCCCAG
Molecule: messenger RNA, 6419 nt
Organism: Chionomys nivalis (European snow vole)
Lineage: Eukaryota; Metazoa; Chordata; Mammalia; Rodentia; Cricetidae
Gene: Fancm
Product: FA complementation group M
Exons: 22
Coding region: 1-6102 (2033 amino acids)
Biological process (GO): interstrand cross-link repair; replication fork reversal; double-strand break repair via synthesis-dependent strand annealing
Molecular function (GO): ATP binding; four-way junction helicase activity; nuclease activity
Source: RefSeq, a predicted model, not a curated record